AUGGCAGAUCGUAGAGCAGCUAUGUUUGGUACUGAAAAGGACCAUACUAAUCACAUUUUCUCUAUCUACUCUUUCUUCCUCUUCUUUCUUUCAAUCAGACAAAAUUGUCCUUUCUACCUUAAAAUUGGAGCAUGCAGACAUGGUGACAGAUGUUCAAGAUUACACAAUAAACCAAUUGUUAGUCAUACCGUUAUUUUACCAAAUCUUUAUCAAAGUCCAUAUCUUCGUCGUGGACAAAACCAACCUCCAGUCCAAGCCACCCAGGAAGAGAUUCAAAAACACUUUGAUGAAUUCUAUGAGGAUCUCCAUGAAGGUCUCUCAAAGUAUGGUCGUGUCGAGUUGAUGCAUGUUUGCGCCAACUUGGGUGACCAUCUCAUUGGUAAUGUCUAUGUAAAAUAUGACACUGAAGAAGCUGCUGGUGCUGCUGUAGAAGGUCUAAGAGGAAGAUUUUAUGAUGGAAGACCAAUUGUAGCUGAAUUUUCACCAGUUACCGAUUUUAAUGAGAGUAGAUGUCGUCAAUUUGAUAUGGGAACAUGUGAUAGAGGAGGUUAUUGUAAUUUUAUGCAUUUACAUUUACCAUCCAAGCCAUUGAGUAUCAAGUUGUUUGGUGAUAGACGUAGUCCAAGCCCAGGAAGAGGUGGCGGUGGCGGAGGAGACGGCGGAUACCAAAGAGGUGAUGAUGGAUUCCAUAGAGGUGGAGGUGACUUUUACAGAGGUGGAGGUCGUGGAGGACGUGGAGGAUACCAUAGAGGUGGUAGAGGUGAUUACAGAGGAAGCGAUAGACGUGACUAUCGAGACAGAGGAGACAGAGACUAUAGAAGAGACGACUACUAUGGCGAUAGAGACAACAGAGACAAUAGAGAUAAUAGAGAUCACUACAGAGGUGGUCGUGAUGGAUACCCACCAAAUGACAGAGAAACAGGUUACAAGAGAUCUAGAUCUGGUUCUCCAUCUGGUAGAAAUAACAAUGGUGACCAACCACAGCAACCAAUCGAUCCAGUUUUACAACAACAAGAGAAAAAGAUGAAACCAACAGAAGUUGGAAAUGAAACUUUGGAUCAUAAUAACAACAAUAACAAUAACAAUCAACAUGGUGGUGAAUUCAACAACAAUAAUCAAUCUCAUUCCAUUCAAUGGGCAACUACUGAGGAUAACAAUAAUAACAACAAUAAUAAUAACAAUAACAAUAAUAAUAAUAACAGCAAUGACAAUAAUAAUAAUAACAACAAUGUUACAGAACCAUAUGCAGCUCCGCCACCUCCACCACCAUCAUCAUCAUCUGAUUACGACAAUAAUCAACCACAAAACAAUAGCAACAACAACCAGGACCAACAACAACAAUAA
This is a messenger RNA of Cavenderia fasciculata, 1344 nucleotides long. It is a transcript of the gene u2af1, whose product is annotated as RNA-binding region RNP-1 domain-containing protein. Gene Ontology annotation, molecular function: pre-mRNA 3'-splice site binding; metal ion binding. The record is from RefSeq and is a predicted model, not a curated record. The coding region runs from base 1 to 1344 and encodes 447 amino acids. Lineage: Eukaryota; Evosea; Eumycetozoa; Acytosteliales; Cavenderiaceae. Gene Ontology annotation, cellular component: spliceosomal complex; U2AF complex. Gene Ontology annotation, biological process: mRNA splicing, via spliceosome. The transcript is spliced from 4 exons.